Beta vulgaris subsp. vulgaris (sugar beet) is the source of this 2004-nucleotide messenger RNA. Its product is annotated as RING-H2 finger protein ATL52. Bases 301 to 1491 code for a protein of 396 amino acids. The transcript has a single exon. Lineage: Eukaryota; Viridiplantae; Streptophyta; Magnoliopsida; Caryophyllales; Amaranthaceae. Gene Ontology annotation, molecular function: transferase activity. Gene Ontology annotation, biological process: protein ubiquitination. The record is from RefSeq and is a predicted model, not a curated record.
CCUAUCCCCAUCACGUUAUCACUGUCAUAUCUCCACCACCAUUCUUUCCAAAUAAAUAAACGCGCAAAAUUUGACUUCCACUCUUCUCUUUUGACUUUUUACAACACCAAGCAUUCAAUUUGUCCAAACUCCAAAAUCCAACUAAAACGCACUCUUCCUCCUUACCUGCUCAUGUCAUCCGUUGAAUAAUCUCACUACCAUGACAAUUCUCAAACCAUAACAUAAACCCCCCAAACAAAACAAAAACAAAAAAAAAAAAAAAACCGAAUUUCCGCCAUUUUCAUACCUUGAGAAAAUUCCAUGGCGGAAACUCCAACUCCCAGCAAUGGCGGCUUUCGUUGCUUCUUCGGCACAACCACCUGCUUCAACGCCGACGGCGACGAUUACCCAUUUCCUUUACUUCCGCCACCACCACCACCAUCACCACCACCACAAUCUUCUCAGACUCACAUGGCCCCUUUCUUAAUCGCAACAAUCUGUAUUCUAGGUAUCUCUUUUCUUCUUCUUUCAACUUGUACCGUUAUCUUACGUCUCCGUUUCACUGGCAGAAGACGGGUUGUUUCGCCGGAGAUUCCAGAAGGUUCUCCGAUGAACGAUGAAGAUUCAGUUUUUGUAGACCAUCCAAUUUGGCAUAUCACAACAGUUGGGCUUCAUCAGUCGGUAAUUGAUUCGAUUACUGCUUUUAAGUACAAGAAGAUUGAUGGCUUUUUCUUUGAUGGUAGUGAUUCAUCUUGUUCUGUUUGUUUGACUGAGUUUGAGGAAGGGGAUGAUUUGAGAUUAUUGCCUAAGUGUAGUCAUGCUUUUCAUAUUCCUUGUAUUGAUACUUGGUUGAGGUCUCAUAAGAAUUGCCCUCUUUGUCGUGCUCCUGUUGUUAAUGAGACAACUCAGGGUGGGAAUUCGGGGUUCGGUGUGCCGAAUUCGAGUGAUUCAGGUUUGAGGGAGGAUGUAGGAAGAGUGAAUGACAAUGGAGGGUUAAGCUCAGGGGGAGGCGAGGAGGGUAGUAGUCAUCAGUUAAGAGAAAGGAGGGAUGUUCUAGGGGAAUUGCCUGUGAUGGAAGGUAUAAGGAUAGCUGAGGUUUUGAAGAAGAAUCGCGAGCUUCGAAUACUUAGUGACUUGGGUGAAAAUCAUCGGUUUUCGAGGGUGGAAGAUGGUGUUGAGACGGUUAGAAGGUCGAAUUCGCUUAAUGCUAUAGCUGGUUCAGCAAUGUGUGGGGCUUUGGUGGUUAAUGAAGGGUAUUCUAGAGAUGGGAUUUUCGUUGAAGGGUGUUUUUGUGGUGGCAAUUCUGGGGUUGCUCUGCAGGAGCAGAAGAUUGAUGUAGGGAAAGGAGGUAAUAAGAGGGGAUCAAGCAUGUCAGGUUUAUUGAUGAAGAGUUCUUCCAUUGGUCGUUCGUUGCAGAAGGGUCCUAUUUCUAUGAAGAGAUCCUUGUCUUCAGGUAGCAGGUUCUUUUCAUUUCGCAGGACCAAAAGCCAGGCUUCGGUUCUUCCCUUGUGAAUAGAGAGACCAUGGAUUGAUUUUCUUGCUGAUAAUAAGGUAUGAUCGCCAUGUUCCAGUAUUAUACGGCCGUACAGUGGUGAAUGGUGCUAUGUACUGAAUGACCUUGAAUACAAAUUCGGUCGAAUACCUACUGCCAAAGGCUGUUCUAGUGUGUUGGACCAUAUACAGGUAAUGAGGACAUAGGGCACAGAUAAGGAAUCUAAUAUAUAUGUACAUAUGAUACUUUUGUAUGUCAAUGUGUGUGCUGUACUCAAAUUGAAGCCGCGCAUCUAUAUGCAGUAGAGCAGUUCGCAAUUUUGCUCUCUUUAAGUAAUAAGAAAUUUCUUGGCAUCAAGGAUUUGAACUUAUGUGUUUUUAUAGCUGCUGAAGCUCAGCUUUUACUUGAACAAAUUUCAGUAUAUGCGAAGUAUUUUGUAGUGAGUCUUCUUUUAGGCUUGUAGCUUCAAGGAUCUGGACUUGUAUGUUGUUAUAUUUGCUCAACCUCAGCUUUUACUUGAACAUAUUUCAGUA